AUGUUCACAGUCAAUGGUUCGAACGACGCGAAAGGGCAAACAUUCGGAAGAAUCGUUAGGUUACACUGGACGAUGGCUUCUUCCAUAAAAGGCGGCCGGGGAAGCGAAAAAGACAAGCGAGCAGCGCCGGAAGCGUCUCGGAACCGAAUCAUGGAAGACCAAGUCCGCCUCAAGGCCUACCGAUACGUCGCUUAUUCGGCUAUCACGUUCUCCGCCGUCGCCGUCUUCUCGGUCAGUUUUUUUUUCUAUUACUUCAGAAUUAAUUUUUCAAUAUCCUCAUUUAGGUUUGCGUGACGCUGCCAAUGGUGUACAACUACGUACAUGGCGUGAAAAGCCAGAUCAACCACGAGAUCAGCUUCUGCAGAAGCUCCGCCAAAGACAUCUGGUCGGAGGUCAACCACAUCCGAGCUUCACCAAGAAACGGCACUCGCCAUGCUCGUCAGGCCGGUUAUGCUGCCGAUGAAGGCGUCGCUUCUUUCGGCGGAGCUUCUGGAGGAUCUUGCGACGGUUGCUGUCUUCCAGGAGCUGCAGGCCCAGCCGGAGUUCCUGGAAAGCCAGGUCGUCCAGGACGGCCAGGUGCUGCCGGACAUCCAGGAGCAUCUGGAAAAGGCGGCUCUACGCCUUGCGAGCCAGUGACUCCUCCACCAUGCAAACCCUGUCCUGCCGGACCAGCCGGGCCACCAGGAGCUCCAGGACCAGCCGGAGACGCUGGGCGACCAGGAGCGCCAGGAGUCGGCGGAGGAUCAGGAGCGCCAGGACCAGCUGGACCUAAAGGACCUUCUGGACAGCCAGGAAACCCGGGAGCUCCUGGACAGCCAGGUCAGCCAGGAGAGGACGCGUCAAACGAGCAAGCUGGACCAGGAGCUCCUGGAGCGCCAGGACCUCAAGGACCACCUGGAGCCCCAGGACGACCAGGACAGCCAGGAUCUGGCAGCGGAGCUGGUGAGUUUACUCAAUUACUCUGAUACUUUUUCAAAACUUUCUAAUCUAAAAAUGUUCGAAUUGCAGGAGCACCAGGACCGAAGGGACCACCAGGAGCACCAGGACAGCCAGGAGCCGACGGAAACCGAGGAGCUCCAGGAGAGCCAGGCCAAUCAGGAGGUUCUGGAGAGAAAGGAAUCUGCCCCAAGUACUGCGCCGUCGAUGGCGGUGUCUUCUUCGAGGACGGAACUCGUCGCUAA
This is a messenger RNA of Caenorhabditis auriculariae, 1181 nucleotides long. The record is from the annotation of a GenBank genome assembly. Lineage: Eukaryota; Metazoa; Nematoda; Chromadorea; Rhabditida; Rhabditidae.